Leptidea sinapis is the source of this 3098-nucleotide messenger RNA. RefSeq names its product cytochrome P450 4c3-like. The transcript is spliced from 9 exons. Bases 18 to 1547 code for a protein of 509 amino acids. Gene Ontology annotation, molecular function: oxidoreductase activity, acting on paired donors, with incorporation or reduction of molecular oxygen; heme binding; iron ion binding. NCBI's taxonomy places the organism in Eukaryota, Metazoa, Arthropoda, Insecta, Lepidoptera, Pieridae. The record is from RefSeq and is a predicted model, not a curated record.
ACCCUGGACAUAGUUAAAUGUAUUGUUUAUUCGAAAUGUUUUCAUCUAUACUGUGGUUAUUAGUAUUACUUUGUGCUAUUCAUUACUAUAUAAAUUGUAAUAAAUAUGCUAAAGCAGUACGAAAGAUACCAAAUAUGAGAUUUUCUUUUAUCUUCGGCCAUGCCCUUCAAAUAUUCGUGUCUCCAGUGCAACUAUUUAAUUUGGGAAGAGAGUGGGCAUCAACUUUUAAUGGUAUAUAUAGUUUCUACGUGUACCCCAAUGGAAGUGUUAACAUUUAUAAUCCCAAAGAUGUUGAAACAAUAUUAGCGAGUAUGAAAUAUUACGAAAAAAGCUUGACUUAUAUCUUAUUGAAACCAUGGCUAAAGAGUGGGCUGCUCUUAAGUAAAGGAACAAAAUGGCAUACUCGACGAAAAAUUUUGACUCCAGCAUUCCAUUUUAAUAUUCUAUUUAAAUUUUUUCCCAUAUUGGUUGAAAACAGCGAAACUUUCCUCGAUGCUUUGGACAAAACUGAAGGAAAGAUAAUAGAUAUAGUUCCUUUUAUAUCGGAUUGUACGCUCAAUGCUAUCUGUGAAACUGCAAUGGGGACUAGAUUAGACAACAGUUCAUCUGGAUAUGAGUACAAGAAAGCAAUAACCGGUCUAGCACAUAUUUUGUAUAAAAGAUUUACAAACGUAUUUUAUCACUCUAACUUUAUUUUCAAUACAACUAAAUUAAAACUUAAACACGAUGAAUAUAUAUCUACUAUGCAUAAAUUUACAUAUAAUGUUAUAUCACGCAGAAGAAUACAUAUACAAAAUAAAGAGAUUGAAUCUGAUCACGCAGAUGCAGGCGAUAAUGAUAAAUUUAUGUACAAAAAGAAACGAGCUGCUAUGUUGGACUUACUAAUUGCUGCUGAAAAAGAAGGUCUAAUAGAUGAGGGAGGCAUACACGAAGAAGUGGAUACGUUCAUGUUUGAAGGUCAUGAUACAACUUCUGCAGGAUUGACAUUUUGUUUCUUGAUGUUAGCGGAGCAUUCGGAUGUACAGGACAGAAUAUUUGAUGAACUGGAGAGUAUUUAUGGUGAUUCCUCAAGAAGACCCACUAUGGAGGAUUUAUCGAAGAUGCAAUAUUUGGAAUGUUGUAUAAAGGAAAGUUUGAGGCUUUACCCUCCGGUUCCAUUCAUAAGUCGUCGCUUAACUGAACCGGUGAAAUUAAGUAACUUUGACGUACCAAAGGGCUCUAUGUGUCAUAUUCACAUCUACGACUUACACAGACAGGAGAGCGUGUAUAAAAACGCAUCACAAUACGACCCGGAUCGAUUCUCACCAGAAAACUGCAUCGGUCGCCCGCACUACGCGUAUAUACCCUUUAGUGCUGGACCCAGAAAUUGUAUCGGUCAAAAAUUUGCGAUGAUGGAGCUGAAAUCUAUUGUGUCAGCUGUUUUACGAAGAUUUAAACUUGUCCCUGUGACUAGAAGUACGGACUUGAAGUUUAAUGCAGACUUUAUUUUAAGGAACUCUGGGCCAAUUCAUAUUAGAUUUUUGAAAAGAGAUCAAUCAAUGAAUUAGCAAUCUAUUGGAGCGUGUGUAGAAAUCGACUCGAUGAAAUAUUGAUUUAAAUAAGUAAUUAGUACCAAUAGUAAACAUAGAAAUCUAAAUAAAAAGUAGGUAAAGAUAUCGCUUUACAAGUGACUUAUAGCCAUAGGUAAUCAGCGCAUAAGUAGUGAUUUAGUAUCAAUCGGAAGGGGGAGGUUAAACAACGCGAAUGUAUGGUAUAUUUGAUUAUAUCUAAAUAUAGAAACUCUUCCACAACCUGAAACUGUACCAAUCAAAAUAUUACAUUGUUUCGGUAGGUAAGUCCUUUUCAAACAAACGGUUGUUUUUUUCUACGUUUAGUAUUUGCACACCGUUGGUGCAUAAGUCCCCCAAUAUCCGAAAAGUUGCAAGCGUAUGAAUAAAUGUAAACUAUGUGUAUAUAUCAUUGGCGUACGAUAAAUAACUAGGUUCACAAAUUAUCUGAAACUUAGCCUACGCAUCUAUUAGGCAGAGUUUUCGUUCAGUUGUGUUUCGAUCGCGCUUUGAAUACAACGCCCCGCAACGACAAAGUGUUCAUUGACACACUGUCCAAAUAACAGCAUAUACAAACAUAAAAAGAAUGGAGUGUCGUAAUUCAGGUAAGUAUCCCUUUAAAUUUUUUUUUAAUGGAAAAGGAGGACAAACGAGUGUACGGGUCACCUGGUGUUAAGUGAUCACCACCGCCCACAUUCUCUUGCAACACCAGAGGAAUCACGGGAGCGUUGCCGGUUGUAUAAGUUAAUGUAUACGCAUAUACAACGGCGCUCGGGCAUUUUUUGACGACCUUUUAAUAGGUGAUUGGGAAUCUAGUUUUUUAUUUUACGUCAAUGGUAAAUACAGGGUGUGAUCGUUGAGCUUGACCAGGCGAUUAUUCCGUAACUAUUACAGAUAAAAUAAAACUUUAAACUAAUAUCUUAAGUACGUUCACUCCCCACUAAAGAAUAUAAUUAACAAAAAUUGUGUUAUAGUUAUUAAAUUCUUAACUGUCUUAAAAGAGGAAGUGGACAUUGACAUUGAAAAGAAGCCCAAGGAAAUAGUGAAAAUUUAAAAUGAUAAAUUGAUUAUUAAUACGCAAACGAAACAUAUUAAUAAUUAUAUAUCUUUAGGCCAUUUUACGGAAAUAGUACUUUGAUUAAGGUGCAGUAAAACCCGUGAUGUGAAGACGAGGAAAAAAACAUUUAGUCAUUCGUUAUCUAAAGUAUCGAGAAUGUAGAGAUCAUGAGAAUAGAAAUUGACACAUCACUUAUAAUAUCAAUUACCAACAGGGUGUAGUAAAACCCUUGGUGUGACGACGAGGGAAAAAAUUACUCGUAGUCACACUGGUGUGACUACGAGUCGGGUAUGGUUACCUAAUUAGUAAAGCUACAUCAAUAACUUUUUAAAAUCAAACGAGAAGUAUCCAAAAUUUUGAUAUACAACACUCCCAUACAUUUAGUAUGAGAUCAGUAGAAAGUUCAUUGUAUCGCACAACAAGGACGCCACUUCGAACAAUUGCCUUGAAUACAAAAUUUUGUACUUUCUAAGAAAUAAAUAUUAUUCAAUAAA